Chlamydomonas reinhardtii is the source of this 4722-nucleotide messenger RNA. RefSeq lists its product as uncharacterized. The coding region runs from base 5 to 3586 and encodes 1193 amino acids. Gene Ontology annotation, molecular function: nucleic acid binding; ATP hydrolysis activity; ATP binding. The record is from RefSeq and is a predicted model, not a curated record. The transcript has 21 exons. Gene Ontology annotation, cellular component: Ski complex. Lineage: Eukaryota; Viridiplantae; Chlorophyta; Chlorophyceae; Chlamydomonadales; Chlamydomonadaceae. Gene Ontology annotation, biological process: nuclear-transcribed mRNA catabolic process, 3'-5' exonucleolytic nonsense-mediated decay.
CAAAAUGUUUGCAACGAGGUCACCUUUAGGGUGUUCUUCGACGUGUUCGACUAGUGGAAGGGAUAUAUUAUCAGCCUGGCCAUCGCAAUGCGCAAGCCGCGACACCAGGACUGUGCGGACGCAUGCUCGCGGAGGCAAAGCGACCAGCACCUCUCGCAAGCUAACGGGCGGGGGCCAGCAGUUUUCACCAGGGCCACCGGAAACGAUCGUCACCAACUACCCAAAGCAGCUCGAUGAUGUCGCUGUGGGAACAGACACCCUUGCAUCGGUGGAGUCGGAGUCCGAACCCGACGUGGAGCUGCUGCUCCCGGACGCUCUGGACCUGCUCGAUGCUACAUCCACUGUGGAUGAGCCGAACCCGUACACAACGGAGGACGCGCUGAGCGCGCCGCUGGAGGGCCUGGGCGGUGAGCCGGCCCUGGAGGCGCUGCUGGCGGAGGCGGCGGCCGCCGGCGGCAACCUGUCGCUGUCCGCCGCGCGCAUCACUUCCAUCUUCCCCUUCCCACUGGACGGCUUCCAGCGCCGCGCGCUGGAGCUGUUCCUGCAGGGGCAGAGCGUGGUGGUAUGCGCGCCCACCGGCGCCGGCAAGACUGCCAUUGCGGAGGCGGCGGCGGUGGCGGCGCUGGCGCGCGGGCAGCGGGUCAUCUACACCACGCCGCUCAAGGCGCUGAGCAACCAGAAGCUGUUUGAGACGCGGCGGCGCUUCGGGCACGCUCGCUGCGGCCUGCAGACCGGCGACGCCAACCUGAACCCGGACGCGGACAUUGUGGUGAUGACCACCGAGAUCCUGAGGAACAUCAUGUACCGCACCGCCGAGCUGGCGGAGGAGAACAACACAGGCAGCAUGUCCACUCGUGAGGCUCGGCUGGGCAAUGUGGGGCUCAUUGUACUGGAUGAGGUUCAUUACCUGGGCGACCCGCACCGCGGAAGUGUGUGGGAGGAGGUCAUCAUCAACUGCCCCCGUCACAUCCAGCUGCUGUGCAUGAGCGCCACAGUGGCAAACCCCAAGGACCUGGGAGACUGGAUCGCCAAGGAGCACAUGCCGUGCGAGACCAUCCAGACGCGCUUCCGCCCCGUGCCGCUCCACUGGCACUUUGCCUACUUCAAGGCGCCCAAGGGCGUGUCCAUGGAGGACCUGCUGGUGCCGGUCAACAGCGCGCGGGGCCGCGGCAGUGGCGACCGGAAUGGCGACAAGGUGGACGGCAAGGCCGGCUUCAACGCCAAACAGAUGCUCAACCCGCGGCUGAGCACGCAGCGGGUUCUCCAAGAGGAGGCGCGGGCGAUGCUGGCCAAGCAGCAGGCGCCGCCGUUUGGGGGCCCGGGCCGGGGCGCCGCCGGCGGCCGGGGCGGAGGCCCGGGCGGGCGCGGCGGCGGCGGGGCCUGGCGCUCCGCCUCACAACGCGCGCCGCAGCCGGCGUUUGACUGGGAGCAGGAGUUUGAGAACCUCAUGGAAAAGGACGCGCAGGCUCUGAGGCGGCGAGUCAACAUGCGCCGCAUCCCUGACAUGCACAAGACCAUCAAGGUGCUGGCGGAGCGCGAGAUGCUGCCCGCCAUCUGGUUUAUCCUCAGCAGGCGCGACUGCGACAGCAGCGCGGCCCGUGCCGCCGCGGUGCCGCUGACGGACCCGGAGACGCAGUCGCUCAUUGCGGCGGAGGUGGCAGCGCUGCGGGCCGACCAGCCGGAGGCGGUCAAGGAGGAGCUGGUGCCGGCGCUCAUCUCCGGCAUCGCCAGCCACCACGCGGGCCAGCUGCCCGGCUGGAAGAGCCUGGUGGAGCGCCUGUUCCAGAGGGGCCUGCUCAAGCUGGUGUUCGCAACCGGCACGCUGGCUGCCGGCAUCAACAUGCCCGCCCGCACUACGGUGGUGUCCUCGCUGUCGCGCAUGACCGACGACGGGCCCAAGCUGCUGCCGCACAACGAGUUGCUGCAGAUGGCGGGGCGCGCGGGGCGGCGCGGCUUCGACACGGAGGGCAACUGCCUCGUGCUGCAGAACAAGUUUGAGGGCGCGGACGAGGCGUGGCAGAUCAUCCACGCCGGCCCCGAGCCGCUCACCUCGCAGUUCAGUGUGUCGUACGGCCUGGUGCUCAACCUGCUGUCCGUCAACACGCUGGAGCAGGCUCGCGAGUUCGUGUCUCGCUCCUUCGGCAACUUCCUGGCUACGGAGGGCAACUUGCGGCGUGAGGAGGAGGCCGCGGCGCUGGAGGCGGAGGCGCAGCAGCUGGUGGAGGCGUUCAAGGCGUCAGCCACCUCCCGAGCCAAGGAGCUCAACGCCGAGCUCAAAGCGGCUAAGGACGAACUGAAGCGGCUGAAGAACGCGCAGAUUGAGGCGCAGUGCGAGUCGGCGCGCACGAUGCUUGCCGCAGACGGCCUUCCGCGCAUUGUGGUCCUCAACCUGGCUGCGGGCGGCGCCGGCAAGGGCGGCGGCAACGGCCGGCCGCUGCUCAUGCCCGCCGUCAUUGUCGGCGAGGUGGAGCCGCCGCCGGAGGUGGCGGCUGAGGGAUCAGCGGUUGCGUCGGUUACAACCGCCGGGCCGUACUACGCCUGUCUGUCGGCCGACAACCGCCUCAUGCGUGCCAGCGUGGCGUGUGUGGCGGGCGUGCUGGAGGGCGCGGCGGGCGUGGUGGCGGCGGCGGACGCGGACAAGGUGUGGGCCGCACUGGAGGGGCUGCGGUCCAACGCCUGGAGCAAUGUGGAGGCCGGCAGCUGGGCCCUGCAGGCGGCUCUGGGCACUCCCACCACCUCGGCCGUGACGCGGCAGCUGGCGGCGCGUCUGCCCUGGACCUUCAUCGAGGCGGACGCGGGCGUGGCGGCGCAGGUGCUGGCGGCGCGGCAGGCCGUCAAGGCGGCGGUGACGGCGCUGGAGGAGCAGCGGCGGCAGGCGUCCAGCAGCAGCAGCCGCGACGGCUCGCUGGAGCAGAUGGCCCGCGCCAAGCGGCUGCUGAAGAAGGCCGACAAGCUGCGGGCGGAGGGCCGGAGCGGCGGGCGGCUGGAGUCCACGUGGAAGACCUUCCAGCUGACCAUGGAGAUCCUGAUCUGCAUGGACGCGCUGGAGGCGGAGUCGCUGCGGGUGCUGCCGCUGGGGCUGCUGGCGCGCAACAUCCAGGGCGGCAACGAGCUGUGGCUGGCCAUGGCGCUGUCCCACCCGGCCCUACACGCGCUCAACGGCCCGCAGCUGGCGGCCAUGCUGGGCGGACUCAUCAGCCCGGAGGUGCUGUCCAAACCCACGGCCAUGUGGGCUGCCUACCCCGUGUCCCCCGCCGUGGAGGCGGCGGUGGAGGCGCUGGAGGAGCAGCGGCAGCUGCUGCUGGAGCUGCAGACGGACGCAGGGCUGGUCAAGUGGAACGACGCGCUGCUAGUGGACCUGCGGUUCGCGGGCCUGGUGGAGGCGUGGGCCAGCGGCGCCACGUGGGGUCAGGUGAUGGAGGACAGCAACAUGGACGACGGCGACAUGGCGCGACUGCUCAUCCGCACCAUCGACCUGCUCAAGCAGCUGCAGCACAACGCCCACCUGCUGCCGCAGCUCAAGGAGGCGGCGGCGGAGGCGCUGCGCGGCAUGGACCGCAAGCCCGUGGCGGAGCUGACGUUCUAGAGGAGGUUGGAGGAGGUUGGAGGAGGAGGCAGGAGGAGGAGGAGGUUGGAGGAGGAGGUUGGAGGAGGAGGGGAGGAGGAGGAGGAGGGGGAGGCACGAGGGGGGCAGGAGGGGUGGCAGGAGGGAGGGGGGGGCAGGAGGAGGAGCGGGUGCAGAGGAAAAGGACGUUGAAGACGAGCAGGCGGAGGUGCUGUUGGGCAGGUGAAGGUGAUAAGCAUGCGGGUGGGCAGGUCCCUCCGCACCACAAUGACUAGGCAUGGUGAGCGGUGGCCAGCUAGUUGCUGCCUAGCUGCGUGCAAAGGUGUGGAUGUGGAGGGGUGGGGUGAUGGGGUGGGGCUUGGUGCUGGUGCUGGUUGCGGUCCACGGUGUAUUGACAGAAUGGUGUGAGCGGUGCACGUGGGCACAGGGCCUACACGACUCUGGUGCUGCAACAGCCGGGUGUCUUCAGGCGACGCGGCGUUGUGCCACGUGCGUGUCGCCAUUCCGGUGCGGCACGGUCGUUGAGCCUGUGUGGCUGCGGAGGCAGGCCCUGCUUGAAACGCCAGGUAGGGCUGGGUGGCUGACUGAGCACGGCCAACACGCGACUCAGCGGUAGCGACCCUGAUAUCAAAUUGCGGGCCGGUGGUGGGCCCCUCAGGCCUUGCGCGUGAAAUAGUCGUGUGGCUAGCCGUAGCGCCUAACUUGUGGAGUAACGGGGGUGCGCUAGAAUCGUCUGAUGUCGCUGGGGGCACACCAGGACCGUAUGAGGACAACCCGGGCUCACCCGUGGCCAGGGCGGUGUCCAAAAUUGGGGCCAGGUGGUCUUCUCGGACAGCGAUUAUAAUACCUGCCCUCCACAAUUCGUACGGUAUCUCAUACCGUACCUUUCACGUCUGCCCCGACUUCAGCACGAUCUGGCCGCCCUUUGUGCAACAGCAGACAUACCGCCUCAUCACCGCUUAUCACCGCCAUGGCCAUGCGCUGAGCAGGCCGCCUCUGGAUUGACCCGGAUUGAUGGCAGUGCCUGGAUAUGAUAGCGAUAGCAGUGAUUGGGAGUGUGUGCUGCAGCGCGUGUGUGCAGAGUCUGGAGGAAAGGUUGAUCCUGUCCAGCCUAGGUCCGUGAUGUGAGGAGCUAGAUAAGGUUGAUCCCGUCUUAG